Molecule: messenger RNA, 4881 nt
Organism: Myxocyprinus asiaticus (Chinese sucker)
Lineage: Eukaryota; Metazoa; Chordata; Actinopteri; Cypriniformes; Catostomidae
Product: endoplasmic reticulum mannosyl-oligosaccharide 1,2-alpha-mannosidase-like
Exons: 14
Coding region: 298-2202 (634 amino acids)
Biological process (GO): N-glycan processing; carbohydrate metabolic process
Cellular component (GO): membrane; endoplasmic reticulum
Molecular function (GO): mannosyl-oligosaccharide 1,2-alpha-mannosidase activity; calcium ion binding
Source: RefSeq, a predicted model, not a curated record
CCUCCCUACUGUUGGCUGGGUGUUCAUCGGCAGGAAAUCACUUGACACAUCUGCAGCCAAAAUUGCUAAAGUAUGCUACAUUUAAUCCUUCCGUUUGAGAACUUGUUGUUUGAAGAGUCGUGUUUUGGCGCAGAGCAUGAGUCGGGUGAGUUUUCUGUAAGGACGAAUGAUCGUUGGUGAGCUGUAGGCCCUUCAGUGAUGCCUCGGACAGCCGUGAGCCGAUCAGAGCUCAGCUACACACAGAUGAAGAGAUCUUGACGCUGAGUUUAUGAGCUUCUGGAGAGAAAGAAGGGCAUCAUGCUUCCACCAUCAAGAAGGGAUUUUGUAUCUCUGACUCUGAGUGAAUGUGGCAGCUACACAAACGUCAGGCAGUGGCGGCAGCAGUCCUGCUGGAGGAAAUGGAAACAGCUGUCCAGAUUGCAGCGCAGCCUGAUCUUGUUUACACUGAUGCUUCUGUUGGUUUGUGGCAUAUCCACAUAUCCCACUCUUAUAGUACAUUGGAGAGAUGGCGCAGUAGGGGGGAAUGGGGACGUUGGAAAACAGCCAUUUGUUGUAGACCUGAAAAAUGAGUACAGGCCCUUUCUUCCCAUACUGCCCUCUGAGAAAAAGGGUAGGCGUGGACCACCCUCCUUGAAGAACCGUUUGCAAAGCAAAUCAAAUGUGUCGGGGUUGUUGGGAGAUGGAAAUGAUGGACCAGACCUGAAGAAUGUAGCAAAAGGAUCAGAAGGAGUGAAUGCAGUUAUAAGUUGGGGUGGAGCUGUGAUAGAAGAAGAACAGGGGUCUGACACUGACACCAAGGAGAAAGAAAACCAAGAAGUCCCAUCUUUAUUAGCACUUGCUGACAGCAGGCUGGAGGCUGUGAGAGAAGCAUUUAGACACGCCUGGAAGGGCUACAAGGAUUUUGCCUGGGGUCACGAUGAGCUCAAACCCAUCUCUAAAUCUUAUGGAGAGUGGUUUGGACUUGGGCUAACCCUAAUUGAUGCUCUGGACACUAUGUGGAUCUUGGGUCUAAAAGAGGAGUUUGCAGAGGCCAGGAAGUGGGUGGCCAAAGAACUCUCCUUCAAUAAAAGCGUGGAUGUUAAUCUGUUUGAGAGCACCAUUCGUAUCCUGGGUGGCCUGCUGAGCACUUAUCAUCUGACUGGAGACUCUGUGUUCCUGGAUAAAGCUACUGAUAUUGGCUCCAGACUGAUGCCUGCCUUCAAAACACCCUCUAAAAUCCCUUACUCUGAUGUGAACAUUGGGAAGGGGACCGCUCAUCCUCCGCGGUGGACUUCAGACAGCACUGUAGCUGAAGUCACCAGCAUUCAGAUGGAGUUCAGAGAGCUCAGUCGGCUCACAGGAGAUCCUCAAUACCAGCUGGCAGUGAUGGAGGUGAUGGAGCAGAUCCAUAAAUUGGAUGGGAAACAAGAUGGUUUAGUGCCUAUGUUUAUCAAUACCAAUAAUGGGCAGUUCACCCACCAGGGCAUCUACACGUUGGGGGCCAGGGCUGACAGCUACUAUGAAUACCUGCUGAAGCAAUGGAUUCAGGGAGGCAAGAAAGAGAAAGUAUUAUUGGAGGACUAUCUGCAGGCUGUGGAAGGGGUGAAGAAAAACUUGCUGAAGAAGUCCGUUCCUCUAGGACUCACAUUUGUAGGAGAGCUAUCCCAUGGAUACUUCAGUGCCAAGAUGGACCACUUGGUGUGUUUCCUGCCUGGCACGCUGGCACUUGGAGCACACCACGGUCUUCCUGCUGAUCACAUGGAGCUGGCACAACAGCUGAUGGAGACCUGCUACCAGAUGUAUGCCCAGAUGGAGACAGGCCUUAGUCCAGAGAUAGCUCACUUCAACAUGCAUGAAGGCAGCAAACAGGAUGUAGAUGUAAAGAUUGCAGACAGGCACAACCUUCUGAGGCCAGAGACUGUGGAGAGCCUCUUCUACUUGUACAGGUUUACCAAGGAUAAGAAGUACCAGCAGUGGGGCUGGGAGAUCUUGCAGAACUUCAAUAAAUACACAAGGGUUUCCACUGGAGGUUAUACAUCAAUAAACAACGUUCGUGACCCAGCCUAUCCCAGUCCCCGAGACAAAAUGGAGAGCUUCUUCCUGGGUGAGACGCUCAAAUACUUCUAUUUGCUGUUUUCAGAUGACCCCAGCCUUAUGAACCUAGACAAAUAUGUCUUCAACACUGAGGCCCAUCCCCUGCCAGUAUGGCCACAAACGGAGUAAUGGACCCAUAAGCUCACACACCUAACCAAACACACCUCUCAGGGCCGUGAAAAACUCAAAGAAUACUCUAUUCUUUUGAUAUCCAAACUGCCAUCUUUUUUUCUACACUAGGAACAAGCCUCUUUUCAUAAUUGUAAGACCCAUGAAGAAAAUCAAUAUGUAAAUGUGGAUGUCUACUUUUUGAAUAUAGAGUGAAUUAGUGGUCUGUUGUAUGUUUCUAUUAAUAGAUUUUCUGAUUUUGACUAGAUUUAUGCUUUAAAGGGAUGGUUCCUAAAAUAAAGUAAAAUUAAAAUUACUCAUAAUUUACUCAACCUCUUGUUGGUCCAUACCCAUAUUACUUUCUUUCAUUCAUGGAACACAAAAGGAAAUGUUAGACAUGAUGUUAGCCUCAGUCACCAUUCACUUUCAUUGCAUCUUUUUUCCAUUACAAUGAAAGUGAAUGGUGACUGAGGCUAAAAUCCUGCCUAACAUCUCAUUUUGUGUUCUACAAAAUAAAGUAAGUCAUAUGGUAUUGGAACUGUAUGGUGAGUAAAUGACAGGAUUUUCCUUUUAAGAAUCAUAAAACCAAUAUUUUCAGUGACCAAAAUACACACAGUGUCAGCUAUGUUGCCGGAAUCACAUUGCCUGAUUAUAAGGCACAGAUCUGCAGGUGAGAUGAUUACUGUGCAGGGAUGAUCUCUGCAUGAGAAGUACAAAUGAUGCUUUCGCUCAGCUGGGAUGGUGAAUUCGCCCACUUAAUCGGUGUGUGCAGUUUGCAGUCUCUCAGCCCACACACACAGAAAAAAAAACUUUAAUACUGUGAAACCUUAUGGGGACUGCAAGCACUUUAUGGUGCGUUUAGGAUUUUAAUAUACAUGUAUUUUUUAAUGAAAGAACUGCUGCUUUUUUUUUCUUUUUUUUUUCUUCAUGGUGUUUGGGAAGGGCAUUUACAGGGUCUUUCAUAAGUUUUUGCUGUUUUGCUUUUUACAUUUUCCUCGAGUCAAAGCUGUUUUCCAGAACAUAUGAUUAUCUACAAAAGCAUUUAGCACAUAUAUAAUUAUCAGACGGCAUUCAGAAUUCCCAAGUGGAAAUAAUUUUAACUUGUGAUCCAACAAAUCAGGCCCAUACAAGGGGGAAACAUGUAUUGUAUAUUCCUUAAUCAUAAGUGUUUUAUCAUUUUUAAUUUCUCUUUUGUUUCUGAGCCUAAAACCCCAACCUUGCUGUGAAGGAUUUUACUGUCAUUCCUGUCAAUAGAGAAAAUGUAGGUCUCAAAUUAGUUGUUUGUGAGGGUUUUUAAGCUUUUUUUUAUUAAAUAGGCAAAUAUCUACUUUUGAUCCUUAUGUUUUCUAGUGGGUGGUUGUUUGAAGCCAUAUUAUUAUCCCAGGUUUUUAUUUAGUUUGAUCCAAUGUUAUUUGAAUGGUUUUUGUUUUGUGGCAGAACUCGAAAUUCUUUAAUGGAGUGUUAAUCAAGCACAAUGUUAUUUAAAGAGUCGAUGUUAUGACUGAUGUACUUAUUUCAUUCUUUCAGGGGAACCUUUAUCAGAUGCGAUUGUCAGUAGUAUUUUCGUAUAUUUCAACAUAUGUAUGUCUUUUUUUUUUUUUUAGGGAUUUUAUAUUCAUAUGGCGGUUUUAUUUUUUUUUAUUGAAACUAGGUUUGUUGGAACUUGUUUCUAUAAAAUUCCAAAUAUUUUCUAAUGGGCUAAAAAGUGGAAUGUUUAAGUUAUUCAUUCUUUUCUGCUGCUUGUGGAUCAGUUUAUGUGGCUCAGAGCUUAAAUUUUGUGCUAGGAUGUCUUAAGGUUACUGAUAGCAGGUUAAGCAACCAUUUUUGUUUUAAACAAAGAAUACACUUAUUACUGUCUGUAUCAUGAUCACAGAUGUAGUAUGUGCAUUGUAUUUGAAAAGCAGUUUUGUUUCACUGUGCUGAAUAUUUUACUCAUUUUAGCCAGCCAGAGAUUUGUGUAGGCAGUGUGUGUACUACAGCCUUUGCUGAUAUUCAAAAAGGGCUGAGCAUUGAUUAACCAGUGUCGUUCUGUGGUGACGUGUUCUAUUCCAUGUGUGCCUUUGAAGAUACAGAGCAAUGAUGAGAAGUGUCCAUUUCAAUCUCAUGCCUGUUGUGAAGCAAUUCACAGUUUUGCUUCAUGUGAAUAAAAUACUUUUGUGAUGAAUUAUAAUAGAGUCUGUAAGGGUUAAAUAAACAUUUGUUAUCAAUAUGAUUUUAUUAUUUUUUUAUUUUUUUUUUUUGUAUCUUUCAUGUGAGAAAUUGAACAAAGCUAGACUGAAAUGAGAUUGUGUAUCCAAUUUCAAAUGAAGGGCUUUUCAUGACACUCUCAGUAGUGUAAAUCAUCAUCUGCCUCUUGCAUAGACAAAUCAACAUGGUUCUCAAUACACCAAAGAUGUGCCAAGAAUUUCAAGAAAUAGUCUGUAAUGGGAGUGACAACCCUAAGGAAAAUAAUGUGGUACAGUGGUGCAUAUUAUUCUUAAUGAAGGAUUUAGUCUCUAAAGAAUGAACGUAGUUGACUGUAAAAAAAAAAAAAAAAAAAAAAAAAGAUAUAUAUAUAUAUUUGACAUUUAAUGUACAAUAAUUCAACAAUUCUGGAAUCUUUUUAAUGUCCAUGUAUUUUCUGUGGAAAAUUGAUUUAUUCUAUAUUUGACAAGUUUACAAAGAUUAAAAUAAAUUGUAAAUAAAAGUAACUCAUGAUGA